AUGUCUAUUGAACCUGAAGUUCCAUAUGAAAUUACGGACGACUAUGAAGAUGACUGGCGUGAUUCCACUAUUCUCAUGGACAGUCAGUCUGGAAGCGAUGCCAAUAAUGCGCGCUCGACCGUCUAUGAGACCAUGCCUGAUCGUAUUCCGGACGAUCACUGGGUGCUUCCUUCCACGAACUCUUUAAGCGAUAUUCUCGGGACGCGACGCCAACGUUUGGAAGAAAUUCGAUUCAGUACCGGAACGUACAUUGAAUACAAUCAACCAAAACAUCAAGUGGACAUUUGGGGUGAUCGAGUCGCGGUUGAAAAAGCCAAGAAGCAUCUGGAUUUUCUCGCAUCGCAAGCCGCGCUCAACCAUCCUGUGAAGACAAAGACCAGAAAGUGGAGCAAACCUGAGCGAGAGUUGACCGAGCGCGAAAGACAAAAAGCAGAGCGUCGUCUGGCCAGAUUGGCCGAAGAGAAGAGCUACCAGGGCCAACCUCCUACGCCUCAACCCUUCACUGCGAUGUUUGCUCUGCCGGAUCAGUCGGUGCCAAUUCCCAAGCUUCUUGGUGAGAAGGAUUCCUAUUUGAACAGCCUUCGCUCUCAAUGCAAAUGCUACAUGUGGUUCGAUCCUCAGCUGUACGCGAUCAAAAUCGUUGGUCAAGAGGAGCAAAAUGUAAUUCAAGCUACCGCUCGCAUCCGGAAUUGGUAUCUCAAGUGCGCGCGACGUCCUGCCUCUCGCACCCUUCGUCUGUUGAAUCAACCCUCCAACAACGUAGACAUCAAGUUUGGCAAAUUACCACCGAAAUUCGUCACCUACAAGUUUACCAAAGAACAGCAGGAACGAUUCAUGCUCGACAAUCAAUGUCUUAUGGAACCUGUGAGCAAGGGCGUUGUCGACACGAUAAGAGAGCGAUGCGGUGAUUUGAUUGAUUUGGAAGACAGCAAGGAUCAGCCUGCCAAACCGAUCACGACGCUUUCACCCCGUGCGCAAACGCUGAAUGAACGGAACUUGAAAUCCAUUCAGGAUGCUUUGGAAGUCGGUCUCGAGAGCCUUCGUCUGUUUGAUUGGGAGAUCCGCAUGAAGAUUCGCUACGGACAGAUUUGUCUGGUCGACUAUCCGAAGAAGAGCAGUGACCACUUCUUUACUAUUGAGGAACUGUCCGACAAGUACUUUCCCAAACCACAGUUCCGCUCGGUGCUUGCACCUUGCAUCGGCAAAACACGCACGCAGAUGAAGCCUCUUUUCGAAUACCUUACAACUCACUGUGAAGAAUUUGCUGAUUCACCUCGCACAUCAUACUCCAUCAAUGCCAUGCAACAGCCGACCUUCUCACUUCGACCAAUGCGUGGCGAAUCCGUCCCUCCACCUGGGGAACCGUGGAAAACACUGUUGACGGCUCGUUUCCGAUCCGACGGUCAAAUUGGUUUAUGGAACUGCUUAACGCAAUGUCAAGAUUUGGUAUCGAUCAGCUGCGCUGAACUGGAAGGCAAUUAUUCAUGGGAAGCCAAAUUGGAAUACGGUCGACGCUUACCUUCCGAAUCGAAUACCCCUCACGGUCGUUUCGCGGAACAGCUACGUAAAGGACCUGAAAAUCGACUUAUCCUUGUCAAAGUCCCGGAUUAUGAGCCCUUGUUGGUUACACAGAAGACCAAGUGGGUGUAUGGAUGGGGCGAAUAUAUCGUGGAAGUGGGUUGUGAUGAAUUAUGGGAUCUGACUCGUGUUGAACAUAACAAGGCCGGGCUGCCUCUGGAUCUCGGUCAAACGGAGCCGCAUCGUACGUUCUACAAAGUUUCCAUUUACAAAGAAGCUUGGCGUGAUCGAUUUGCUGAAAAUCUUGGACUAAAUAUCGGCGAAGCUCCCCGAUGGACCCCCAUUGAUUUUCUGGCUGCAGAAAAUGAGGAUGUUUCUGUCUUUAUGCAAAUGGCGAAUACCUUUGGAAAUAUCUUGACCCAAGAGGUCCCACUUUAUUGGAAUACGAAGGAUCAAUCUCUUGUUUGA
Messenger RNA from Radiomyces spectabilis, 1986 nucleotides. RefSeq lists its product as uncharacterized. The transcript has a single exon. The coding region runs from base 1 to 1986 and encodes 661 amino acids. NCBI's taxonomy places the organism in Eukaryota, Fungi, Mucoromycota, Mucoromycetes, Mucorales, Radiomycetaceae. Gene Ontology annotation, molecular function: RNA binding. The record is from RefSeq and is a predicted model, not a curated record.